Molecule: messenger RNA, 450 nt
Organism: Podospora pseudocomata
Lineage: Eukaryota; Fungi; Ascomycota; Sordariomycetes; Sordariales; Podosporaceae
Exons: 2
Coding region: 1-450 (149 amino acids)
Source: RefSeq, a predicted model, not a curated record
AUGGAAAGGGGAGGAAUGAGGAGGUACAUUAUCCACCACCUGGUCUGGCUUGGCCGCCUCGAGCUCCUUGACGCUCUCAGACAAAUACUGCGGGAGAGCCACACCGGUCAAGACCCGCAGGUUGGCCGUGUUGAGAAAGCUCAGGCCGGCUUUGCGCUGGAGUUUCCAAAAGUCACCGUCCGCAUUGAUGAUGCCAUUCCCGAAAAGGUCCCAGGAGCGGGUUUUGACAAAGUUGCCUUUGGUGAAGAGACCUUCGUGCUUGAAGACGUAGUCGAGGUUUUUGGGAUCGUGGAUGAGCACGCCUGGGGGGAGGGUUGGGACUGUGAGGGCGAGGGUCUCGUAGCCGAAUUGGCGCUGGCAUUUGUCGAACCAGCUGAGGAGGUUCCAGCGGGGCUGGAGGAAUUGUAUGCCGUUGCCCACGAGGGGGAGGGUGUCGGGUGGGUUCCGUAG